Pseudo-nitzschia multistriata is the source of this 2880-nucleotide messenger RNA. NCBI's taxonomy places the organism in Eukaryota, Bacillariophyta, Bacillariophyceae, Bacillariales, Bacillariaceae. The record is from the annotation of a GenBank genome assembly.
AAUGCAUUCGUUUGCAAUAUCCGAGUAAUACUUCGACGACACGUUGAAGUCGAGGCCAACCCCACGCUGUAGAUCCACGGGAGAUUGAUGGUGCCGUCCGCAACCAUUGUUCUCGCCUGCUGGGCACGAUUUGCAGUAGUUUUUCGAAAUGCCCCACUCCCUUCCGGUUUCCCAUUUGUCAGGGUAUCCGAUGCAUUCGCUGAGCUUCGAGCCUUCGUUGCAGGAAAUAUCCCCCCAGUUAUCUGGUGCAUAAUCUAUUACAGUAUGAUCAUUUCCGUUCACCUUGACGUUGUUUUUUUGGUUUCUGUUUUUGUAUGUAAACCGAUCGAGAUAGAUUCCCCUAUUCUCGUUAUUCUGACCUUGCGCAAGGCGUUCUGUUCCAGAGAAGAGCAACAGCAACAGGGUUGCGAUGAUAGAGGUUCUGAUCACCACCAUCGUUAAAUUGUCAAGACUAUGUUAUUUUGUGAUUCUCUCUCGCAGAAUUAUGGCAAUGUGCAUCGCACAAGAAUUCAGAAUGUGCUGCAAGCUGAAUGCUGUUGCAUGAUAGAGUGCCGACACGAGGCGAGAAAAUAUCGUGUGGGAUCCUUCUUUGCGACUUUGUAUGAGCUGUGGGGCGUCCACGGUUUCGAAUUUGGUCCCGCGUUGCCACAAUACGUUUCCCACGGAAUUCACGUACGUGCCAUCGUACAGAUCUUUUGAGUGUACGAGAGAAACAUAGUGCAUUUUUGAAUGUGGAAUUGCUUUUCUAUUUUUUACAUCUAAAUAAAAACUGAAAACCAUUCGUGGAUCAGUGGAGCGCCGGACAAAAAUGAGAAGUGGCACCCGGAAGCCAUUAUCAGAGCCGAUCAGGGCGACUCUCUUGCGACUCAUGCUUACUGUACCGUACAACGACCACUAUCGCACCCACAACUUCUUACGAAACCAUGAUGAGGCGUCAAGGCGAUAACAAUGGUCACCAAUUGAGCUCUACUAGGACAAGUCACCAUGAACUAAGAUAAAACAGUUUAACUAGCGAUAAUGCAAUCAAAGUCACACUCGUAUUGUGUUUAGGCUGGUAUCUGUACGAGAACAAGGCCUAAAAUUGUAGAUCGCAUUACAUUUUUACAUAUAAAUCAUCAAUGGCUACGAAAAUGCGACUCUCAUUACUGUAGAAGUAGUUCAAAUAAUAUAAAACGCCAGUUUUUUACGUGAAGUAAGCGCAACAGAACGUUUGUGAAAUUGCCCAUCUUGUACGUGCGGGUAUGUACGAGUGCUUUGUAAAACAGCAGUUUUUGAAGGCAGCUUCUGCACUCAAGGACCACUCUCCUUGCGAGCCUCGAAGAUAAACAUCGCAUCACUAAGCCAGAGAGUAUCUUUAUCAUAGCAUAGGAUUCCAAACUUCUUUAGGGGCAUCAACAAAUUUUGGAAAGAUUUCAUGCGGUUGUAUCCCAACGACGAAGCAACGUUCUUCUUCGUCUUUCUGCUUCCGUCGGAAAGCUCUUCAAACAAUUGACGUUGCUUGGGCGUGAGUUUGAAAGUAUCCAUUGUAUUCAAGUGGUGUUCUCGAUUAUUUUUGCAUAUUUUGGCAGAAUCAAGAUUUGCUUGCUCGACUCCAUCCUGGGUGAUGGAAACAGAAACACCCGUAUCCAUUGUCACCAGCCCUUUUUGUUUUAGUUUGGAAAGCGCAUUGUUCACGCUUUUCAACGUAAGCUUUAGUUGCAUCGCAACAAUCGAACGACUCACGACGUUGUUCUGCAUCUGAAGCGAUAUCGCAGCGAUGGUGUCAAUCAUUUUUUGUUGCGAAGAAGUCAAUCCUUUCGUAGAUUUGCUAGCUGUAAUCUUGUGCUUUGCGGUAGCGGCCUUCUUGACACAUUUUCCCUCCUUCGGCAUGGUGUUAUGAUUCUUUUUUAUUUUCUAGGCUGAGUGAAGCUAUUCAAAGACUGACAGCGACGAAAAAUCGAUAAGAAACACGCAACGAUCAGACGAAAAUAUGCCUUGAGUGCAAACGAAAUGAAAGUUUUGAAGAACGGAAUGACAAACCAAUCAAUACCACUAUUGCAAGGUAGUCGAACAAAGACCAUUCGAUAUAUUCUUGAACUGCUGCAUCGUUCUUACCUUUUAAGACUUUUCUAUUUUAUGCCGGAGAGGCUUUUCGAUGCUUUUAUUUCUCUUGUCGCCUUAGGAUUCAAGCUGGCCCGAAUUGCUUCUGAGGGAGAUUUUCAAAGGAAAGUUCGUUGUCUACGAAAAAUGCCCCUACAGCACUACGACGUAAAGUAAAAAAUUUAAAUCGAUUUUCACCGAUCGGUCACACUUGCUACGAAUGUUCUUCUACUCGUUCUCAAAAAUGGAAGAAGCAGUCUAAUACUGUAUACCGAAAGGCUAGGCUAUGUGGCCCUCUUUUCCAUCCAUGAUAAAUAAAUACAACGAAAAGAACGUUACUAUGAAAGCAUUUUUGAGUAAAUCAGAAAUUUUAAAUUUUGAAUAUUCUUCAAAACCUGAAAACUGAAAACUACCGUAUCGAACCCAUUCGACUAACACGAUCACCAAACAUAUCUGUAUGAGGAGUGAUGAUGAGGAAGAAACCUUGUCACAGCUUCUAAUAGCAUCGCAUUCGAAGAAGAAACCUAAAAAAAUAUAUCCAGGGUGGAUGAGUGACGAUUAUUCGAAACAGAAAACUAAUGAGUAUCACAGUAUUGUUUAGCAAUACUGUAUUUCGAUGCCACCACGUUCUCAGAAUCCCAUCCAUCAUAUAAAAUCAUUGAUUUUCAAAAUGCUGUACGGGAUUGUGAUCUAUUCUCGUGAUCGUACCUCAUGCGAAGACGGUUCUCUUCAAAGAACAUCGCACCACAACCCAAGCCAACGUGUAUUAAACUCUGAGAAAAAUAAUAUGUUGACGACACU